Parnassius mnemosyne (clouded apollo) is the source of this 3942-nucleotide messenger RNA. Lineage: Eukaryota; Metazoa; Arthropoda; Insecta; Lepidoptera; Papilionidae. The record is from the annotation of a GenBank genome assembly.
UUGUUCUUCAAGAAAGGCGACAACGCACUCUUGAAGAACUACAGACCGAUUUCCCUCCUGAGCCGCGUCUACGUGCUGUUUUCGAGAGUCAUUAUGAAUCAGCAGCGACCUGGCGAGGACUUGGCGGAGUGGGCCGCGCGGGUGCGUAGCCUGUCUCAGUACUGCGGCUUCACUUUUGAGCUGGAGACGGCAAUGAGAGACCGUUUUGUCCUGGGUUUGGAAAACGUAAAGGAGAGAGAAAAGUUAUUUGCUGAGAGUAUCAUGGACUUGACCUUUAGCAGGGCUCUGGAGCUGGCACAGAGUGUGCGGUGUGCGAGAUUCGCUAUGCAGAGCACUAGCGUCACCUCACAACUAGGCGUUCCCGCAUCUCCUCAGGAUGUGUUCGCGAUGCAUUCCCGUGGUGUAAACAAGUGCAGUGUUUGUGGUUACUCAAAUCAUAGCAAAGAUCAGUGUCGAUUUUCGAGUUAUUCAUGUAAGAAGUGCCAUAAAAAAGGGCAUCUUCGUAGAAUGUGUAAAUCUUUAAUUAAACCUAAUAACUAUAUCGCGGCGAAUGACGAUGACAUCGUUCAAGGUAUUUAUGAUCUAUUUACUAUUAAGUGUAAUAACGGCGAGCCGAUGCGCCACAUGGUUUUCAUAGGUGAGACUGGCUUGGUUUGUGAAAUUGAUAGUGGUAGUGCAGUGUCGAUAUUACCAUUUAGAGUUUAUGAAAACUAUUUUAAGAAUAUUUAUAACCUAAAUAAAAGCAAAGUAAUACUAAAUUGCUAUAAUGGUAGCAAAAUUUCUCCUGUAGGUUUUAUAACGGUACCCGUUACGUACGAGUCACGUAUUGAACACAUUAGGUUAUUUAUUAUUCAAACAAAUAAUAAGCAACCAGCACUAUUAGGGCGGGACUUUAUAAGCGCUUUUAAUUUACAGUUAUGUACAGCGAAUUGCAACAACCUGACCAUCAACACAAAUUAUGACAGUAUAUUAAGAGAAAAAUAUGCCAAGCUAUUUUCAAGUGAAUUAGGAACAUUUAAUAAGUUUAAAAUUCACUUAAAAUUGAAAUCCGACGCCGAGCUAAAAUUUUUUAAACCACGUCCUGUACCUUUAGCUUUAAAACCUAAAGUGGAAAAAGAGUUGAAUCGUUUACUAGACUUGGGUAUCUUAGAAAAAGUGAAUCACUCAAGGGUGGCCACGCCCAUUGUCCCAGUUUUAAGAUCAGACGGGGAUAUUAGAAUAUGUGGCGACUUUUCAGUAACAUUGAAUAAAGUUUUAUUUAUGGAUAAUUAUCCGUUGCCGCGCAUUGAGGACUUGUUUGCUAAACUUCACGGGGGAGAACAAUUUUCGAAAUUGGACCUUUCUAGAGCAUACAAUCAGUUGGUUUUAGAUGACACGAAAGAAUUAACCUGUAUAAAUACUCACAAAGGAUUAUUUAGGUACACCAGAUUAGUGUUUGGUUUGUGUUCUGCGCCGAGCAUUUUUCAACAAACUAUGGAGAAUUUACUUGCUGGUAUAGAGGGUACGGGUAUAUUUCUUGAUGAUAUUUUGGUUACGGGCCCCACAAAAGCAGUACAUAUGGAACGUCUAGAGCAAGUAUUAAGUAGGUUACAGGAUGCAGGGUUACGGUUAAAAUCAGAGAAAUGUGAACUAUUUAAAGACUCUGUUGAAUAUUUAGGUUUUAUUAUCGAUAAAACGGGUCUCCGAAAAUCAAAACAGAAAGUAGAUGCUAUAUUAAAAUGCUGUAGACCUAAAAAUGUAAGCGAGUUAAAGUCAGUUCUAGGCAUGAUUAAUUAUUAUAGAUGUUUUGUGCCGAAUACAUCUGCAUUACUUAGGCCUUUGCAUUCCUUACUUAAAAAGGGGGAAAAAUGGAACUGGAGUAAGGAGCAUGACAAGGCGUUCGAAUUGAUAAAAAAAGAACUAGCGUCUGAUCGAGUGCUGGCUCACUACAACGCGUUGCUGCCGACUAUAGUGACGGCAGACGCGGGUCCGAGCGGUCUCGGCGCGGUGCUCGCGCAGCGUCAGCCUGACGGCACGGAACGCGUCGUAGCCUAUGCCUCGCGUUCACUCACUCGGGCGGAAUGCAAUUACGCUCAAAUCCAAAAGGAAGCCACCGCUAUUAUAUUUGCAAUAAAAAAAUUCCACCACUAUUUGUAUGGCCGAACGGUACCGUUUAUCCUAAGGACGGAUCAUAAGCCCUUACUAACCAUUUUCGGAAACAAAAAGGGUAUACCUGACAUGGCGGCUAAUCGGCUUCAACGGUAUGCGAUCUUUUUAUCUGCCUAUAAUUUCACAUUAGAGUAUGUUAGAAGUGACAGCAAUGUGGCUGAUUUCUUAUCGCGAUCUGUAAAUCAAUUACAGAACGAAAUUGAUAAUGAAUGCUCGGAUCUUGAUAAAACAUUGUAUAUUAAUUUUAUAGAUAACUCAGUUUUAAAACCAAUAACUGUGGAAGAUAUAAAAAAAGAAACAUCCCGUGAUAAUCUUUUAAUAAAAGUGUUAGAGUUUAUGCGUAACGGAUGGCCUCGGAAAGUGUCAGAUCCCUUAUUAAAGCCAUAUUUUAAUUGUCGGUCAGAGUUAGCCCUAGAAAAUGGUUGUAUCCUGCGGGGCCACAAAGUAAUCAUACCGUCAAUAUUCCGCGAGCAGCUAUUAAACGAACUACAUUCUUCACACUUUGGCGUGGUAAAAACCAAAGAGCAGGCCAGAGCCCGGAUGUGGUGGCCACAUAUAGAUAGGCAUGUUGAGGAAAAAAUAGGGUCGUGUUCAGUGUGUAAUAAGUUUCGAUGCGCACCUCCGCGCACACCUCUUGCUUCCUGGCCCUACCCGGCACAGGUAUGGGAUCGUUUGCAUAUAGACAUUUUUUCGUUAUAUGGUAGAAACUUUUUAAUUGCAGUCGACGCAUAUUCUAAGUGGGUAGAAUGCUACCAACUUACUAGUACCAAUAGUGAGGCUAUUAUUACUAAGCUAUGUGAGAUAUUUAGUCGGUUUGGAUUAGUAAAAACCAUUGUAUCGGAUAAUGCCACAAAUUUUUGUUCUGAUGAAAUAAAUAAUUUUUUUGUUUCUAAUGGAAUACAACAUUUGACUAUCGCGCCUUAUCACCCCCAAUCAAAUGGGCAAGCAGAAAAUAGCGUUAAAACUGUAAAAAGAGGAAUCAAAUUAAUUAUAGAGGAAAAUGGAUUAAAUAAUCAAAUUAUUUCAAAAAAAAUUAAUAAAUUUUUAUUUGAUUAUAGGAACAGUCGGCAUUGCACUACCGGUUUUUCUCCAGCUCAAUUAAUGUUAGGGCGCUCCUUGCGGUGUCGGCUCGACCUGUUAUCAGUCACUACUGAAUCGUUACUGCUGUCAUCGACAUCCGCCGUAAAAAAAAAUGUUUUGUCUCAACAGAUCUCUCAAUGUAAGCAGUAUGGGGGCCGUCGUACAACUUCUUUUGCUAUUGACGAUAAAGUAUUAGUUAAGUGUUUUUAUAAUAAUGGUUCCAAGCAUGUGUGGAAACUUGGAAGAAUAGUUAAGAAAGUUGGCUCUAGAAUGUAUGUGGUAAAAAUUGAAAAAUCAUGUAAAAGUUUAAAAAAACAUAUUGAUCAUCUAAUAGCUUAUAAAGGAAAUUGUACAUUACAAGAUGACGUAAAUACGGAUAUUUCUUAUACCGAUAAUGACGUCAUAGAUUAUUAUACACCUUCUGGAACUGCUCGGGAUACAGCGAAAGAACAAAAUGUUCAAAAUACCUUACAAUGUACUCAUUCUAUGAACGAUUCCUCAAGUAGCGGUCUAUUGCCCCCGGAAUUAGAACUAGGGGAGGAGAGGAUCGUUAGCGUUGGGCCGAGUGAUACGGUUAGUGCGGUUGGUAAUGUCUUGACAGACUCAGCUCUUCCAGAAUCUGUUUCUGUACAGGCCACGUCCAACCAGGCUGUCACAGAGCAUUCAAGGGGUGUCCGUUCUACUAGAAAUAAGAAUCCUAUUUAUAAAGUUUAG